Suillus discolor is the source of this 1503-nucleotide messenger RNA. RefSeq lists its product as uncharacterized. The transcript is spliced from 2 exons. Lineage: Eukaryota; Fungi; Basidiomycota; Agaricomycetes; Boletales; Suillaceae. The record is from RefSeq and is a predicted model, not a curated record. The coding region runs from base 241 to 1290 and encodes 349 amino acids.
UGAUAUCAAGGCCAGCCUGCACCCUAUUCAAGUUGAACAGGAAUUUUCUCGUGGACACUGAUAAGUGCGCUGGCAUAUCUCCGCUGUGGACAAUGUGCGCCGCAGUGACUGUGGACCUUGGCGUUCAACGCCCUUUUUAUCCCGGACCACAAUCCACAUAUGGAUCAUCUUGGUAUAUAAGGUGCGUCUCAACAUAAAUUUAUACAUCAUCUAACCAGCUUCACACCCUUCUUUCCCAUCAUGCAAGCUACUUCCCCAUUUCCGUUUGGGAAUCUUUCGACGGAGCUCGUCCUUCUCAUCUUUGCACACGCCGCGAGACCUACUUUCGUCAAAACUAGCGACGAUGUACCAAAGAAUCCAUAUGCAUCCGCCCUCUCACUAUGCCGCGUCUCCAAAGUUGUCAGACGCACAGUCCUUCCCGAACUUCUACGCACAAUAUUGCUCCCGGAAUACAACAAUGUAACGGCUUUCGUCCGUGCUCUACGCAUGCAGCAAAUAUUCUCUCUACAAGAAAAUGACCUCCGUUUCGAUUACGCUGGUCGCAUAGACAGGAUUUGGUUUGGACAAAUCUGCGAACCUCCCCCACAAGCUCCCGUGCAUAGCAGCUUUGCCUCAUCCACCACGUCUGAGCGUGAUGUUGACUUCAGCCUACUGGCGCCGGUGGUGCUAUCCGCACCCUCCCUCGCACUAGACUUUGAAAGUCUGUGGCUUCUCUAUGGCUGCCUCGAGUCCGCAUGGAGUUCCCAUGUCAACACGAACGACCCAGUCCGUGUUCCUCCACCUUGGCGCAUCAAAAAUUUGACGUUAGUGGGAGAAUUCAAUCGAUGGCGCCCUCUCACAAGCACUGCCGAGGGAUCCGCUUUCCUCGCAUCCAUUUCUCGCCUAUCCUUCCUCUCCCCCGCAAGAGCACAAACUCAUCUACUCCCUACCUAUGAUCUCUGCUUUGACGAUUUAGAAUAUCGGAAAUACCCACUGCCUGAGUGGAUGACAAGCGUCCCAUGGGAAUCGUUCAAACACCUUCAAACAGUUUCGCUGGUGCUGCCGCGAAUCGUGCUCACGGUCGCUGCCAAGACGUGUCUGAGCGAGGAGAACGUGGAUGUCGAAUUGUUGACGUUGUUCGAUCCCCCACGCUCGGCCUACUGGGAGCCCAAGGACAUAAGCGCUUACAUCGAGAGUGGGGAAGGGCGUGUUGUGUCCAUCGGUGUUCGUACCAAGUUAGGGUAUUCUCCCAUCCAGUUCACUGUUUUCUUUGAUUGGGAGGAAGCUUGGACAUGCGGGCUACUUAAGUAGUACCUGAAGAAGUUGUUCUCAUCCAUAUUUGUUGAGUUUUUACUUCGUUCACACGUAGGCUAUUUCCAGGAUGAAGGCUUCAAUCUUUUUCCUUCGUCAUGCCCAGCCUUUGCGCCUCAAUUACUUUCCAGACCGUAUUUGUGCUGAAGGCUCAGGUUUACUUCCAGCCAGCGGUUUUUUGUAGUUAUUUAUUGCAAUAUGUUCUUAUCAAUU